AUGUCAAAUCGGAUGGCUCGUUCGCGAAACGACUGCAGCAGAAGAGGCAACGGCGAUGAGCGGUAUCAGCCCCAACAACCGCAGCCGCUCCUAGCGAAGUCGACACAAGCGUCGCAAUAUUUCCAUGGUACUGUCGCUCGUUCGAGCCAGAACGCGAAACGUUGCUCUGUUCUUGCGGUUCUUCGCGUACUAGACGGUAUAGCCGUGGCCAUGGUCGACGUAACACGUGUCGAUUGUUUCGGGAAAAUGAUCGAACAAUCGGCUAAUGUAAUCGCGAAGAGAAUCAGUCUCUUGCUAUCUAUCUGUCUAUUUUGGCUUGUUCUUAUCUAUCUAUCUAUCUAUAUAUCUAUUCUAUUAAUUUUGGCUUGUUCUUAUCUAUCUAUCUAUCUAUCUAUCUAUUUUGGCUUGUUCUUAUCUAUCUAUCUAUCUAUCUAUCUAUCUAUUUUGGCUUGUUCUUGUCUAUCUAUCUAUCUAUCUAUUUUGGCUUGUUCUUGUCUAUCUAUCUAUCUAUCUAUUUUGGCUUGUUCUUGUCUAUCUAUCUAUCUAUCUAUCUAUUUUGGCUUGUUCUUGUCUAUCUAUCUAUCUAUCUAUCUAUUUGCCAUAUUAAGACCAUGCCACAGGGGCUAUCUAUCUAUCUAUCUAUCUAUCUAUCUAUCUAUCUAUCUAUCUAUCUAUUAA
This is a messenger RNA of Acanthosepion pharaonis, 678 nucleotides long. The record is from the annotation of a GenBank genome assembly. NCBI's taxonomy places the organism in Eukaryota, Metazoa, Mollusca, Cephalopoda, Sepiida, Sepiidae.